Salmo salar (Atlantic salmon) is the source of this 3169-nucleotide messenger RNA. Its product is annotated as frizzled-1. Gene Ontology annotation, biological process: canonical Wnt signaling pathway; non-canonical Wnt signaling pathway. Lineage: Eukaryota; Metazoa; Chordata; Actinopteri; Salmoniformes; Salmonidae. Gene Ontology annotation, molecular function: Wnt-protein binding; Wnt receptor activity. Gene Ontology annotation, cellular component: plasma membrane. The record is from RefSeq and is a predicted model, not a curated record.
GUAUGCAUUCACUACUGUAAGUCGCUCUGGAUAAGAGCGUCUGCUAAAUGACUAAAAUGUAAAUGUAAAUGGAGGAGACAGAUAAUGGCUACACACUGACAACAGACGGAUUUAAAACCUCUUCCGAGUAUAUGAGGUAAAUUGUGGAAGCGACCACACAAGGAUAGAAAGUAAUGUAUGUAGCCUGUCAGAAAAGUCUUGUCGUUUAUGGUUUUGUUUUAUCUGGGAAAAUAAUCCCAUGGUCUCGAGUCUGCGUGUUUACGCGCGGACAUAGUCGCGUAUUAGAAUUCAUUUGGAAUGGGGAACAACAAAGUUUGUAGAAUGUUUUCCCAGUUGCUGGUUCUGAUUAUUCUUGCACUUUUACGGGGAGCAGAUGGUCAGCAUGGCGACUGUGGAAUGUCCGUUCCUGAACAUGGCUUUGGCCAACCUAUUUCCAUUCCUCUCUGUACGGAUAUUGCCUAUAACGAGACUAUCAUGCCAAAUUUAUUAGGGCACACCAACCAAGAGGACGCGGGGCUUGAAGUGCACCAGUUCUAUCCGCUUGUGAAAGUUCAAUGCUCUCCUGACCUGAAGUUUUUCCUCUGCUCCAUUUAUGCCCCCGUUUGUACGGUGCUGGAACAAGCACUGCCUCCCUGUCGCUCGCUCUGCGAGAGAGCGAGGCAGGGCUGCGAGGCACUAAUGAAUAAAUUCAGCUUCCAGUGGCCUGACAGCAUUGCCUGUGAAUCUUUCCCUGUUUCCCUGUGCUUCUGGCAAAACGUGUCUGAUAGAAGCGCUCCUAUUAAUCCUACCUCGGAUGUAACAGAAUCACCUUAUGGGCAGCGUAGGACUGUAAAGGGACAGUUUAGAUGCCCAGUUGCAUUGAGAGUACCCCCCUAUUUGAACUACUGUUUUCUUGGGGAGGAGGAUUGUGGUGCACCUUGUGAGCCCUCAAAACCACAUGGAAUGAUGUACUUCAAUGAGGACAAGUUGAAAUUCGCCAAGAUAUGGAUUGGAAUAUGGUCUGUGUUAUGCUGCGGGUCCACUCUGUUCACAGUUCUGACCUACUUGGUGGACAUGCAGAGGUUCAGCUACCCAGAGCGACCCAUCAUUGUCCUAUCAGGCUGCUACACCAUAGUAUCAUUAGCCUACAUCGCUGGCUUCUUGUUGGGGGACAAGGUGGUAUGCGACAACCGCUUUGACAGCGACGUCAAAACAGUCAUCCAAGGCACCAAAAAGGAGGGCUGCACUAUUUUGUUCAUGAUGCUCUACUUUUUCAGCAUGGCCAGCUCCAUCUGGUGGGUCAUCCUAGCCUUGACGUGGUUCUUGUCAGCCGGGAUGAAGUGAGGUCACGAGGACAUCGAAGCCAACUCGCAGUACUUCAACCUGGCGGCAUGGGCGGUACCCGCCAUCAAGACCGUCACCAUCCUGGCGGUGGGGCAGGUGGACAGCAAUGUUCUGAGUGGCGUGUGCUACGUGGGCAUUAACAGCGUGUACGCUCUCAGAGGCUUCGUUCUGGCGUUGCUCUUCAUCUACCUCUUCCUGGGCACCUCAUUCCUUCUGGCCGGCUUCGUGUCGCUCUUCCGCAUCCAGACCAUCAUGAAGCAUGACGGCACCAAAACGGAGAAACUGGAGAAGCUCAUGGUGUGCGUCGGCAUCUUCAGAGUGCUCUACAUGGUGCCCGCCACCGUCGUCAUCGCGUGUUACUUCUAUGAGCAGGCGUUCAGGGAACAGUGGGAAAAGAGUUGGGUGAGUCGGACGUGUAAGAACUACGCAGUGCCGUGCCCUGGGCACCACCACACGCAGAUGUCGCCAGACUUUACCGUCUUCAUGAUCAAGUACCUGAUGAUGUUGAUCGUGGGUAUCACCUCUGGCUUCUGGAUUUGGUCGAGUAAGAUGCCAAAUUCGUGGAGGAGAUUUUAUACGAGACUGGCGAGCAAUGAACAGGGUGAGACAACAGCGUAAGACCUAAUACUGUUUGUUGUCCCCUGAACACACACACACAGAUGCAUGAACUGAUGAAAAAGCUACUGUGACACACUUAAAAAAAUAUAUAAUGUUCUCAAUAAGCUUUUUUCUGAGACUUUUUUACGUAUACAUUAUUUGUAUUUAAAAUAGCCCACACGUUUGAUUCUAAUCAAUCACACUUUGAUAUAAAAAGAAGGAACGCUCUUAUCUAGUUCAAUGAGGAGAAUUAGACUGUCUGAACUUUUUCAUUAAUUCUAUUUGUGCUCCAUUGAACUUUUUCAUGUCAUCCCUUUAGUGGUGUUUCAUGUGAACUAUGGGAAGAUCUCAAUUGAAUACUCCUCGCAUCCUCAUCUCCUUCUCAAAAAUGAAUUGGAUGAGAGCCAAUGUUCACUCCCCUGUGCAAUUUAGAUCUUCCCUGUAUUUGAGAAACAGUCAACAAGGUUCUGUUGGACUUUUGCUGUAUUUUAUUGGUCAUAAUAACCUUUUUCACAAUCAUUCCAUAGACCACUAUUUCAAACCUGGUUACAGGCCACUUCAUAGUUUAUUCUCGUUUCUAUUGAAGUAUUUGUUUUACCAUGUGUUUUUAUGGGAUGUCUGAGCAUUCAUUUUUCUUUCACCAUGUGUAUUUUGUGUUUUGGGGAUAUUUUACCAUUAAAGUGAAUGCAGACUUCUCCAAAGAAAUAUUGGAUUAGGGGAUGAGAUCAAUAUCCCUAUGUGUAAACAAAAGCCUGUCGCUAUUGAACUAUUUUGAAUUUAGCACUCAUUCAAAGGCCUUUUACUUACGGGGAUAGAUCCAAAAUUAUUACUUAUUACUUUCUGCACACACAAGCUAUAUCACUGGAAUUGACUUUGACAAUAAUGGAUUGCUCAGUCCAGUGCCUUUGCUUUAAGAGAGUAUGGGUGGAUCUAUUGUGAUUGAAGUCCAAUAAUCCAGCUUUCCAGCUGUCUACACAACUAUCCAUCCUCUUUCUAGUCACCUGGCAUCCUUGAAUGAAAAACAUUCUCAACUUUAAUGAAGAGUCCUCCUUAGAAAUCUGUAACACUGUAGUGUUUCCAUACAUGCAUGUUGCGCAUAAUGUCAUAUUCGUUAUUCUAUAAUUAAGGAAUAAGUCACGGGGGGGUGUGGUAUAUGGCCAAUAUACCACAGCUAAAGGCUUUUCUUUCUGGAUACAAGCCUUAGCCAUGGUAUGUUGGCCAUAUACCGCAAAACCCUGAGGUACAUUAU